AUGUGCUGUUCAACUCCAGGUGAUAAUAAAUACUAUUUAACUGACUUUUGUGGAAGUCAAUCAGCUUGUGGUCCAAUUCCAUCAUGCUCCUCCUCCAGCUACUUCACUGCUGAUGCCCAAAGAUUUGGUUGUGGAAAAUACUUAACUAUUUGUACUGAUAGCAGAAAAUGUGUUAAGGCUAAAGUCAUUGACUCUGGCCCAGCUUGGUGGGUUGAACAAAAAGCCAAUAGACCAAUUAUUGAUGCCUCACCAUCCGCUUGUAGAGAUUUAUUUGGACAUAAAUCAUGUGGUUGGUCAGAUCAUUUAUCAAUUACCGCUACUAUUGCCAGAGCUAACGAUGGUAGACCAUUAAAUGGCACCUUCACCCUCUCAGAAGAAGAAUAUAUUCAACUUUUCAUUGACCACGAUGAAGCAUUAAUGCAAUGUGAAAAAGAAAAUGAAUGUAAUGGAGCAGGUCUUUAA
This is a messenger RNA of Dictyostelium purpureum, 462 nucleotides long. RefSeq lists its product as uncharacterized. NCBI's taxonomy places the organism in Eukaryota, Evosea, Eumycetozoa, Dictyosteliales, Dictyosteliaceae. The transcript has 3 exons. The record is from RefSeq and is a predicted model, not a curated record. Bases 1 to 462 code for a protein of 153 amino acids.